Molecule: messenger RNA, 420 nt
Organism: Echinococcus granulosus
Lineage: Eukaryota; Metazoa; Platyhelminthes; Cestoda; Cyclophyllidea; Taeniidae
Product: SOSS complex subunit B1
Exons: 4
Coding region: 1-420 (139 amino acids)
Biological process (GO): response to ionizing radiation; double-strand break repair via homologous recombination; mitotic cell cycle checkpoint signaling
Cellular component (GO): SOSS complex
Molecular function (GO): DNA binding
Source: RefSeq, a predicted model, not a curated record
AUGGCUGAGCUAAAGGAAUCAAGCUUAUUAAUCAAGGAUUUGAAACCAAACAUGAAACGUGUGUGUGUGGUAUUCAUCGUUCUCGAAAUAGGCUCGCCAGUUCGCAUAAAAGAUGGCAACGAAGUUAGAACAGUUAAAGUCGCUGAUCGCACAGGAUGCAUCAACAUGUCCGUCUGGAACGAAAAGGGAAACUUGAUAUCACCUGGUGACAUUAUCCAACUGACCCAAGGAAAUACCACUGUUCGCAACGGUUGCCUCACUUUGAAUGUUGGUCGUUACGGCGAAUUGGUAAAAACGGGCGAAUUUUGUCUUUUAUUUUCUGAACAGCCUGACUGCAGCGCUUAUAAUGAAAACUGGGUUAAACUUUUGGACCAACUCCCAUCCAAAAAAGUACAAUCUGAGUACUCUCCAAAAACUUGA